This is a messenger RNA of Choloepus didactylus (southern two-toed sloth), 1148 nucleotides long. It is a transcript of the gene CAV3, whose product is annotated as caveolin 3. Gene Ontology annotation, cellular component: caveola. Gene Ontology annotation, biological process: caveola assembly; regulation of membrane depolarization during cardiac muscle cell action potential. The transcript is spliced from 2 exons. Bases 281 to 736 code for a protein of 151 amino acids. The record is from RefSeq and is a predicted model, not a curated record. Lineage: Eukaryota; Metazoa; Chordata; Mammalia; Pilosa; Megalonychidae. Gene Ontology annotation, molecular function: molecular adaptor activity; transmembrane transporter binding; connexin binding.
UCGUGUGAGGGCUGGUGCCCAGUGGCAGCCCCCUUUAAGGAGCGUUGGGCCUUGCAGCAGCGCUCCAGUCUUAAUUUUAGCUUGGAGGCCUGCCACGCGAGGCUUUGGUGAGAGGCAGGCCGGAGUUAUGCGGGACAGCUGUCAGCCGGCACGCCGGGUGGGGCCUAUUUAGCCAGCAGGGCUUCAAGCCUGGGGACACUGAGCUGGACUCUCUGCCCCAAGCUUUUCCAGAGCCCCGGCCAGCCACGAGGCUCCUCCGGCAGGUCCACCCAGCUCCGCGAUGAUGGCCGAAGAGCACAAGGACCUCGAAGCCCAGAUCAUCAAGGACAUUCACUGCAAGGAGAUCGACCUGGUGAACCGAGACCCCAAGAACAUUAACGAGGACAUAGUCAAGGUGGAUUUCGAAGACGUGAUCGCGGAGCCCGUGGGCACCUACAGCUUCGACGGCGUCUGGAAGGUGAGCUACACCACCUUCACCGUCUCCAAGUACUGGUGCUACCGCCUGCUGUCCACACUGCUGGGCGUGCCGCUGGCCCUGCUCUGGGGCUUCCUGUUCGCCUGCAUCUCCUUCUGCCACAUCUGGGCGGUGGUGCCCUGCAUUAAGAGCUACCUGAUCGAGAUCCAGUGCAUCAGCCACAUCUACUCCCUUUGCAUCCGCACCUUCUGCAACCCGCUCUUUGCUGCCCUGGGCCAGAUAUGCAGCAGCAUCAAAGUGCUACUGAGGAAGGAAUCCUAAGGCCAGGAGGGGUGAUGGGCCGCAGAGGGGCAGGGGCAGUCGGGCCACGCUGGCCCCACGGCACCACUCCAAGGGGGCUGCCGGCGAAAGCCCUUUCUCUUUGGGGGUGGCUCAAGUUUCCCCCAAGAUGGGAGCCCAUGAUUUAGGGAAGCCAGAAAGAAAAGAAAGCCCAGCCACCCAGAAGCACAUGGCCCUUCGCUCUGCCCCAGCCCUACCCCGAUGCCACCCACCACCGGGGGUGAGGGAAGAUCCUUUGCUAAUUGGGCAGCUACUGCAAGUCUUUGCGUUCACUGUACUGUAACAGCAUAAAACCAGCACUCAGUUCCCACCCGGGGUCACCCUGUCCACACACGCCCAGGAAAGCACCCAGUGACUGCUGGCGUUUGGAGGGUGGCUCCAAUAAAGGGUUUUG